AUGUCUCAACCAAACCGGCAACCUAACCCCCUUUACAUGGCAAGGCGCCGCGUAACAGCAGAGGUUGCCUACGCAGGGCCUCAGAUGCCAACUCCACCAUCGUCUUCAUUCUCUGGAAGUAUCCCGGCACAUCGACCAAGACGCAUCCGAAGAGUCGAAGGCUCUUCUGAAAGUGAAGCUCCAUCUUCGAUAGGAGAUGAUGAGAUUCAUAACGAAGAUUAUCGCGCUGGUGGCCCACACCUUGUGAGGCUGCCAGGACUCAGCGAGCCUCUCGAAAGACGUGAUCCUCUCGAUGUCACAUGGGAUGAAGUUCUCCGUGCACCAGUCCGCAGCAUCCUUGACAGAUACCGUGUCGAUAUGUCCAGCGCGGUUCCUGUUCGCCGCUGUUUUAACGUUGUAUCAGAAAGAUACGAUACCAUCUUGAUUCUUGCUAGAAAGCAUAACUUGGCAAGCGAUUCCUGGUUUAGGGCAUGCAAGGACAUUCUACAACUCUUCCGUUCAAAAGGGCUCAUGCAGUUGAACGUGGAGAUUCUCGAUAAGCGGGCCAACCCCCGAAUCGUGACCUACCCAAUCUCACCAGAUGACCCUUUUGUUAGGGCGUGGAACUCCAUACGCCCACAAGUCCUUAGCAUACUCGGAAGGAAUGACUGGACAUUAUUAUAUGUUAUUCGCCAAAGAGUGGAAGAUCAGAGAGAAGGCCCAAUCACCGUCGCUAUUACAGUGGCUGAAGAGUCCAUCAAUGAUUGGACUAGAAUCAGAGAUGAGAUUGUGCAGCUCUUAGAUAGCAACGGGUACUAUGGCGUUGCCGUUAACAUACGUCGCGGAGAUAUCUGGAAUAUGGCACAAUACUCGCAUGCGUUCUUGGAAGACCGCGAUUGGGACACCAGAGCCAAGCUUGGCGGAAGCCUGGGUCCUCAAGGGUCUAGAGAGUCAGCUUCAACAUUUGGAGGGUUUGUUGACCUCCAGAGCUCUGUAUCGGGGCAAUGGACGAGAUAUGGUUUAACAAAUUUCCACUGUGUCGUCGCUGACGCUAAAUCCGACAAGUCUUACAAUGAAUGGGUCAAAAAUGGCAUUAGGCCAGAAGGUUGCAAGGACCUAAAGCUAGAUUCUCCUGCCCUCAAGGACCAUGAAUCGGCCCUAGCACAUUAUCAAAAUGAACUAGAUACAGGACGCAAAGACCUGCCUCCAAAUGAUGUAGUCCAACGCAUCCUUGAUGGUGACCCGUCAAUUCCAAAUUCACACAAGGUGCGGUACAGACUGCAAAAAUCUAUAGUUCGCGAUAUUGAAGCCACCAUUCAAAGGGCUACCCCUUUUGGACCAGACCAGCGGUACCUUGGCUUUGUUUACGCUGCGUCUGGGUUUACAGUUAACCCACGGAAGCAGCUUCUUGACUGGGCUUUAAUCGACGUCGAUAGGCGCCGUAUCACAGCUAACGAGAUCCCUGCAAAUGAUGCUGUGAACCCGAAAUACAGGGCGAAAUAUGUUCCAUCAGCACCAGUCAUGAGUGGCACGGCCUCAGUAGAUGAGCAUGACUUAGUAUUCAAAAUCGGCCGGACAACUGGGUUCACUGGAGGCAGGGUCAACGGGAUCAAGCUCUCUGAUUUGCAAGGAUGGACCACGAAUGCCCAGGGAGAGCGAGAAUAUGUCCAAGGAACUGCAGUGGUCGUGGGUUCCUUGAACCAUAACAUCCCAUUUGGCGAGCCGGGAGACUCGGGAAGCUUUGUGAUGAAUAAUGACGGGCAAUUCGUGGGGCUCUACAUUGGAGGCGAUGUAGAUAACCAAACUGGUCUCUUCAUCGAAGCGCAAUGUCUCUUUGAGGAUAUCAAGAGGGUCACUAACUGCCGCAACGUCAGGAUCUGA
This is a messenger RNA of Microsporum canis CBS 113480, 1860 nucleotides long. RefSeq lists its product as hypothetical. Bases 1 to 1860 code for a protein of 619 amino acids. The record is from RefSeq and is a predicted model, not a curated record. The transcript is spliced from 2 exons. Lineage: Eukaryota; Fungi; Ascomycota; Eurotiomycetes; Onygenales; Arthrodermataceae.